Messenger RNA from Neltuma alba, 1837 nucleotides. RefSeq lists its product as uncharacterized. Bases 110 to 1516 code for a protein of 468 amino acids. Gene Ontology annotation, cellular component: plasma membrane. The transcript is spliced from 16 exons. NCBI's taxonomy places the organism in Eukaryota, Viridiplantae, Streptophyta, Magnoliopsida, Fabales, Fabaceae. The record is from RefSeq and is a predicted model, not a curated record.
AAAUGUGGCCGUUUCAACCAAGCAAGGAUGAGUCAAUGCAAGAAAGACUUGCAUGGGAUGAAGCUUCUCCUUUAUUCUUCCUUUACAGUAAGCUCAAUCUCUCUUCAAUAUGGCGAAACCUGAAGCAUCCAAGUCUAAUAAUAGCCCAGAAAACCAGGAGCUCUUCGCAAGGAUUCGUGAGAACGAGAGAGAGCUCUUGCAGCUGAGGAAGCGUCUGGCGGAUUAUUCCAUCAAGGAAGCACAGAUACGCCAUGAAAAUGAUGAUCUGCAAAAGCGUAUUGCAGAUAUUCAUGUGGCCUUUGAUCACCAGCAACAUAACCUAGAAAAUUCAGAAUCAAAAUCUUCGUCAUACAGACAGCAGAUUAUUGAAGAGAAUAUUCAUCUCGCGUAUGCCUUGGAGAAUGCAGAGCAAGAAAGAUUGACAUUUAUGUCAACGUUGUUGCCCCUUCUCGCUCAAUAUUCUCUCCAGCCACCUGAUCCUGAUGCUCGCUCCGUUGUUAGCAAUCUCAAGGUUUUGUUCAGACAUUUGCAGGAACAACUUAUUCGCAAUGAGAAUCAAGAAAGGAUGGGAGUGGUCCCUCAGUCGGUCUCUGAUCGGGACAUAUCGGGUGGUCAUCAGAGCCACUUGGUCGGACUUGAUGGUGCGGCAAAUAAGGUAGAAGCUGAUGAAUCAGGGAGACAAAUAACAAGCGAGAAUUCAUUCUAUGGUGUGGCCCCGAAGACGGGCGACACAACUCGCGAGCCUGAGAGUAACAAUAUAGGGGUGAACGAUCAUGAUGGAGACGCAAAUCGGAAUGAGAGAGAAACUUCCUCCAAUCGGAGUUCAGAUAUAGAUGAUGGUCCUCUACCAGCUCUAGUGGAUCUCCAAAUUUUCGGGGAACCUUUUCCAGGAAAAGAACUUCUGGCAUGUGGAUACUGUAUCAACGGCACCAGUAUUUGCAAUUUUGAGUGGAUUCGGCAUUUUGAAGAUGGAUCUGUUAAUAUUAUUGAUGGGGCAAUGCGACCCAACUAUCUUGUUACUGCUGAUGAUGUUGAUACAUACCUUGCCGUUCAAGUUCUGCCUCUGGAUGACAGGAAUCGCAAGGGAGAACCUGUGACGGUUUAUGCAAAUGAUAAGAAAAAGAUCACUUGUGAUUCUGAAAUGCAGAGCUACGUUGAGAGGACUCUUCAUAGUGGACGUGCUUCUUAUGAAGUCUCUCUUCCGACUGGAUAUCUUGAUAUAUGGGAACCAGCUACUCUGACCAUUAAGAGGCAUGGUUACAGUAUCAAAUGCAGGGGACCAAGUGGAGAUGUAUUCUCAGAAAAAUUUUCUCCAUCCGUCAGGGUUGUGAUUCCUCAUGGACAUGUUUUGGAAUUUGUAAUGAUUUGUUCUAGUGGUGUUGAGCUUCUGUUACGAACAGAAAACAACUCAACAGAUGCCAGUGGUUCCAGGGAUACCAUUGUGCUUGUCUUGAGAAAUUUCAUUCAAAAGGCUGCGGGCAAAAGAACUGGAAAGAAGGGCUUAUUUUUCAAAUAGGGGAAAAACCAGCUGCUUGGCAGAAUGCCUCUGGUGCCAGCUGAAUAUGCUGACAUGCCACCUAAAUUUUCAAUUUAUAUCUUAUAUGGGGGGUUUAGCUAGAGGUGUGAUUUUCUUUUUUAUGCAACUUCACUUUUUGAUUCCAUUUUUUUAAACAUUCUUUUCAUCCCUUUUCUUUUCCUUUUUUUCCCCUUUCAAAUUUUGACGUGUUCAUGUAAUUUUUAUUUUCUACCUGCCUUUGCAAUUAUACAGUUGUCGGUUGAAAUAAUUGAAAAUGCUACCCUUUUGUUUAGAAAUAAUUAACUUCUUUGUUUCCAAUUU